Molecule: messenger RNA, 867 nt
Organism: Miscanthus lutarioriparius
Lineage: Eukaryota; Viridiplantae; Streptophyta; Magnoliopsida; Poales; Poaceae
Source: the annotation of a GenBank genome assembly
AUGUCGGCCUCGGCGUCGUCGCCGCCGGCGGGCGAGGAGAAUAAGCAGGAGGCAGCGCCCGUCAGGCACUGCAAGGGCGUCAACGACCUCGACAAGGUCGUGCUCCGCGAGGUCCGGGGCAGCUCCGCAGAGGUGUACUUGUAUGGUGGGCAUGUGACAUCAUGGAAAGAUGAGCAUGGAGAUGAGUUACUUUUUGUUAGCAAUAAGGCUAUUUUCAAGCCUCCAAAAGCUAUACGUGGAGGAAUACCAAUCUGCUUUCCACAGUUUUCCAACUUUGGGAAUCUGGAGCAACAUGGAUUUGCAAGGAAUAGGACAUGGUGUGUUGAUAAUGAUCCUCCACCAUUUCCAGUGCCAACCUCCAAUACAGCUUAUGUGGACUUGAUCCUCAAACCUACUGAAGAGGAUUUGAAGAUCUGGCCUCAUAGUUUUGAGUACCGCCUGAGGGUUGCACUUAGUCCUGGUGGUGAUUUGAUGCUAACUUCACGUAUAAGAAACACUAAUGCAGAUGGGAAGUCAUUCUCUUUCACUUUUGCAUACCACACAUACUUCAAGAUUUCUGAUAUCAGAUUGUUAUCAUUGAAACAAUUCAAGAAUGAAGUUCAUGAGGUUUCAUAUAUUCUUCGUUACAGUUGUUUGGAACCCUGGGAUAAAAAAGCAAAGGCUAUGUCAGAUUUUGGGGAUGAUGAAUAUAAGCGAAUGGUAUGCGUGGAGGCGGCUGCUAUAGAAAAGCCUGUCACUCUGAAGCCUGGUGAGGAGUGGACUGGAAAGUUGGACCUUUCUGCUGUGCCAUCUAGUUAUUACAGUGGUCAGCUAGACCCUGACCGUGUGAUUCAGGAUUCUACUGUCCCGGAGGACUCAAUCAGCUAG